Syzygium oleosum is the source of this 1418-nucleotide messenger RNA. RefSeq names its product NADH--cytochrome b5 reductase 1. The transcript has 9 exons. Gene Ontology annotation, molecular function: cytochrome-b5 reductase activity, acting on NAD(P)H. NCBI's taxonomy places the organism in Eukaryota, Viridiplantae, Streptophyta, Magnoliopsida, Myrtales, Myrtaceae. Gene Ontology annotation, biological process: electron transport chain. The record is from RefSeq and is a predicted model, not a curated record. The coding region runs from base 342 to 1178 and encodes 278 amino acids.
AUUCGAGUAGUAGUUGUGAUGCGAGUGUGACGCAGCAGCGCUCUACCAAUCAAAGAUUCAAGAUUUUCGUAGUAGGUGCAACGAUUUCCUUUCUCGCUCUCCGUCAGUCCAGAAAAAACCAAGAGCACCCACAGCUUUUAGCUUCCACAGAGAAACGUCUCUACCUAACCUCCUCCGCCCAAAACCACGUACACCCAUCACUCUUCGAUUGGAAGACUGCCGGAAAGAAACGUAAAAAUCCAAUCUUUUUUUCCCACCCAUUUCUUGACUUGGCCAUCUCUAUUUGUUAGGACACUCGCUUCGCUGUCGAGGGCAGCUUUGGGACGACGGGUCGAGUUGUCAUGGAGUUCUUGCAAUCCCAAGAUUUCCAGAUUCUUGUGGGUGUCGCAGUGGCUCUUGUCGCCGUUGGAGUCGCUGUCGCCUACCUCAAAUCUGCCAUGAAACCAAAAGGAUGUUUGGAUCCUGAAAAUUUCAAGCAAUUUAAACUUGUCAAACGGACACAGCUAAGCCACAACGUGGCAAAGUUCACAUUUGAACUUCCAACGCCUUCUUCUGUUUUGGGUCUCCCCAUUGGACAACAUAUAAGUUGCAGGGGCAAGGAUGGCCAAGGUGAGGAGGUUAUCAAACCCUAUACCCCAACUACCUUAGACUCUGAUGUCGGAUACUUUGAGCUGGUCAUUAAGAUGUACCCACAAGGAAGGAUGUCACAUCAUUUCCGCGAGAUGCGCGAGGGUGAUUAUCUGUCUGUAAAGGGACCAAAGGGACGUUUCAAGUAUCAACCGGGCCAAGUUAGAGCUUUCGGUAUGCUUGCUGGAGGCUCUGGCAUCACUCCAAUGUUCCAGGUUGCUCGGGCAAUACUAGAAAACCCAAAAGAUAAAACGAAGGUGCACCUUAUCUAUGCCAAUGUGACCUACGAGGAUAUUCUUUUGAUGGAGGAGUUGGAUGGCCUUGCUUCUAACUACCCAGAUAGCUUUAAAGUUUACUACGUUUUGAACCAGCCUCCUGAGGGUUGGGACGGCGGUGUAGGAUUUGUAUCGAAGGAAAUGAUUCAAACCUACUGCCCUGCACCAGGGCCAGGAAUUCAGAUUUUGAGAUGCGGUCCACCACCGAUGAAUAAAGCCAUGGCUGCGCACCUUGACGGUCUCGGUUAUGCAUCCGAAAUGCAGUUCCAGUUCUGACCCUCAUCGAGCAAUAAACAUUCGAGCGGCCCAGAAUUUUCCUUUUCUUUUCUUUGCGGGGUCGGGAAAUGUUCUUUGUGCUAUUGUUCUGUGGUCUACAGAUAGACUUCAUCGUUCACGACUUUUUGAAUGGAAACAUGGGUUGCGGGCAUGUAUGUCGUGACUCCGGAAUCGACUUCCCUGCCAUUUUAUAAAGCUAACCCUGCAAUCUGUAUCUGGGUAGCAAGUGAAAUCGCUCAA